GGUGAAGGAAUGGCGCUCCAUCUCGCGCGGCCGCCGUUCCUCCCCGCUCGCCUACCGCCGCCGCGCCGCCGUGCCCGGCCUCAUUCCGUAUCCCCCUCGGCGGACGCGCGGAGCCCGAGCUUCAGGAGGCCGUACACCUCCGUCCUGGUGGUCCCCACGGGCGUCGGCGCCGCCGUCGGGGGCUUCGCCGGCGACGCCCUCCCCGUCGCGCGCGCCCUCGCCGCCGUCGCCGACUGCGUCAUAUCCCACCCCAAUGUGCUCAACGCCGCGAUGCUGUACUGGCCGAUGCCCAACGCGCUGUACGUGGAGGGAUACGCGCUCGACAGGUUCGCCGAGGGCGCCUGGGCUCUUCAACCAGUCCACCAAAACAAGGUAGGAUUGGUGCUGGACGCCGGCAUCGACGAGGAGCUGCGGCUCCGCCACCUGCAGGUCGCGGAUGCCGCAAGGGCUUCGCUCGGCCUCCCCGUGGUUGAGUACACCGUCACAGAUGCUCCUCUGGAGAUCAAGACGUGGUUCGAUCCGAAAUGCGGGAAAUCGACGGGGAGUGUUGGGAACUCCGAUUCUCUGCUGAGAGCGGUUGACGCGCUAGUGGAACAUUCGGGCGUGAAUGCUGUGGCAGUUGUUUGCCGCUUUCCGGAUGAUGAUCCAGAUGAUUCAGACUGUUAUCGUGAAGGAAAGGGAGUUGAUCUGUUAGCAGGAGUCGAAGCAAUCAUCAGUCACCUAAUUGUGAAAGAAUUCAAAAUCCCUGCUGCUCACGCUCCUGCGGUGUUACCCCCACCACUCAGCACAUCAUUGUCCCCGAGAUCUGCUGCAGAAGAGAUUGGAUAUACCUUUCUACCGUGUGUGCUCGCCGGGUUAAGCAGUGCUCCACAGUAUGUGACGAGGAGGCAUGGGACCUUGGACAAUGGCUGCAUAGUGGCUAGUGAUAUCGAUAGCGUGAUUAUUCCAAAAGACGCAUGUGGAGGUGAUGGUACUCUUGCUUUUGCUCGCACUGGAAGAAAGAACAAGCCCUUGAUCAUUACUGUUCAGGAAAAUGAGACAGUCCUUGAUGAUACCCCAGAUAAAUUUGGUAUAGAAGCGCUGAAUGUUCAGAACUACUGGGAAGCAAUUGGAGUAAUUGCUGCUCACAAGGCAGGUGUCAAUCCAAAUGCUCUUCGAAGACACGGAAUUGAGCAUCUUAAGAGCCAUCAACGAAUGUACUCUGGAUGUUCUUCUGGUUCCCGGCCAUAUUCCUCUUCUCCAAUUCAGGAUAAAGUGUAUGUACAUCAGUUAGCUUGAUAAUUUAGUAGAGGAGAAAUCAGUUUUGACAAAUAGGUGGCUCCAAAUUUUGAAGUCACGUCACAGGUACAUAUUCCACAAUAAUAGUACGUAGCAUAUUUACAUGUAACACCAAUUUUAUUUGAUCGUCACCCUUGAGGAAUUAGGCGGGUGACAUCUUUCUCCAUUGGCUUCAUGUCUGCAGUCUGACAAUCUGAUCAUAUAUUAUAAGUCUGUUUUCUGAUUGAAA
Messenger RNA from Lolium perenne, 1507 nucleotides. RefSeq lists its product as uncharacterized. NCBI's taxonomy places the organism in Eukaryota, Viridiplantae, Streptophyta, Magnoliopsida, Poales, Poaceae. The record is from RefSeq and is a predicted model, not a curated record.